Pocillopora verrucosa is the source of this 727-nucleotide messenger RNA. Lineage: Eukaryota; Metazoa; Cnidaria; Anthozoa; Scleractinia; Pocilloporidae. The record is from RefSeq and is a predicted model, not a curated record.
UUGCUUAGGAAGGAAGAAAAAGGAUUCUUGAGUUUUACUCUAAGUCACGAUUGACUUUGUGCGUGUUCGUCGAGUAAUGGGUGCAGCGAAAAAUGUCUUUUUGAUCCUUGUUCUAGGAAUAAUGUUUCCAAAACACGCCACUUCUACUAAUUCGGCUCUCUUUAAGACGCGAGAAAAUACUCGGCUUAAUGGUCAUGUCGUUAAACAGUUUCAAUCGCCCAGUUUUAUGUCAUGCAAUCAUUGGUGCCUCAGAAACUCGUGGUGUACUUCAACAAACUUCAGAGAGCUAUCCGAGGUGAACAAGAAAGGAACUUGCGAACUAAACAAACAUGGAUACGUCGAUCAGAAUACAAACCUUGAUGAUCAAAAAGGGGUGACAUUCUCUUUGCUCGUGAAGGGACAUCACCUUCGUUGUGCUGCAGGCCUCACUGGACCUUUAUGUGAAUACGGUAACUCACAUUUUCAGUUUAUGGUGCAAUCGCUCAACGAUGGAUCAAGCGGCUCGAAAAUCUGUUUUGUUGCUGCUGACAUCAAGGAAAAAACGAGGCAAAGCGCUUUUUUACUUUAUUAUGCUGAAGAAGAGGUGUGUGACAUCUUCGAAACUUUGCCGGAGAGCGGAGAUGAUUUUGAAACGGCGAAAGAGAAACUCACCGAGUACUUCGACCCCAAAAAGAAUGUCGAGUAUGAUAUUUACAAUUUUCGGCAAGCCAAACAGAAUCCAUGGUGA